This is a messenger RNA of Vigna radiata var. radiata (mung bean), 536 nucleotides long. RefSeq names its product sugar transporter ERD6-like 4. The record is from RefSeq and is a predicted model, not a curated record. Gene Ontology annotation, molecular function: transmembrane transporter activity. The transcript has 7 exons. Bases 44 to 478 code for a protein of 144 amino acids. Gene Ontology annotation, cellular component: membrane. Lineage: Eukaryota; Viridiplantae; Streptophyta; Magnoliopsida; Fabales; Fabaceae. Gene Ontology annotation, biological process: transmembrane transport.
AUGUUAUUUAUUCUCCCCGAUUGGUGGGGAAGUAUAGGCCAAGAUGGGGAUGACGGAUGAGUUUGAGACUUCUUUGCAAGUGUUAAGAGGAUUUGACACUGACAUAUCUGUUGAAGUUUAUGAAAUUAAGAGAUCUGUGGCUUCAACAGGAAAAAGAGCUGCAAUCCGAUUUGCAGACCUAAAGAGGAAAAGAUAUUGGUUCCCUUUAAUGGUUGGUAUUGGAUUACUUGUUCUUCAGCAAUUAUCUGGCAUCAAUGGAGUUUUGUUCUAUUCAACCACCAUCUUUGCAAACGCAGGAAUUUCAUCAAGCGAUGCUGCUACAGUUGGACUUGGAGCCAUUCAGGUCAUAGCAACUGGAAUUGCAACGUGGCUAGUGGACAAAAGUGGUCGGAGGCUGCUUUUAAUGAUAUCUUCAUGUCUAAUGACAAUUAGCCUUGUCAUUGUUUCAGCAGCAUUUUAUCUAGAGGUGCUAUUUUGAUUAUGCAAUGCUUAGAGGAGAAUUGGGCAUGAGUUGCUAUGAAAGUUUGUAAGUGUAG